Rhodofomes roseus is the source of this 2405-nucleotide messenger RNA. RefSeq names its product cytochrome P450 monooxygenase CYP63. Gene Ontology annotation, molecular function: oxidoreductase activity, acting on paired donors, with incorporation or reduction of molecular oxygen; monooxygenase activity; iron ion binding. Lineage: Eukaryota; Fungi; Basidiomycota; Agaricomycetes; Polyporales; Fomitopsidaceae. The record is from RefSeq and is a predicted model, not a curated record. The transcript is spliced from 10 exons. The coding region runs from base 436 to 2199 and encodes 587 amino acids.
GUCUGCUGGAAACUGCACCUGUCAGUGUCACUUCAUUGCAAUCGUGCCACCAAGGUUGCGACGUCACUAGUCAAGGCGCAAUCGCCAAGAAGAUGCACUGCCGCCUUCGCUAGUUUGAUGACUUGAUGGGUUCUUGAUGGCGGAACAUCGUGCCAGAACUCAUCAGGAAUAGGACCCAGAUAGAACUCUUGAUCAUCUUCAUGCAACGCAGGCCUCCGAUGUAUCAUUGUGUUCCGGCCCCCGGGCGGCCGCAUCAUAUCCUUUUGAUGAUGGCCUACUGACCGUUGGUGGCGCUGAUGCUGACAAUUUGAAUAGAGCCCAGGGACGCCGCAAGACCGCUGUUGCAAUCUCUGAACAGCUCGAUGGUAGCUGGUCCUCUCGCCUGAACAGCUGUGCAGCCUUUCAAGCAACUCAACAGGGUGUGAGGAGGUCAUCAUGAAUCUCGAAUUGCCUCUGACCUGGUACCGCACGCGCUUCCUUAUCGGCGUGGUGGAAACGCUCCUGCCUCCGUUUAUCCUGACCUAUGUCCUACUCACAACAAUCCUCGGUCGAUCUGGGACUGGGUUCGUUGCAGCUCUUGCUUACAUCUCGUCCAUCCCACUCUGGAUCUCCUUGACUUCGCGGUAUUCGGUGUGGAAGAAUGACAGGCGUGCCAGGCAGCUCGGAGCAGAAGCUAUUCCACGCGCAAAGGGUAGAUGGCCAGGAAACGUCGACAUCAUGCUGCGAUUCGCGAAGGAUUUGCGAGAAGGGUAUAUUCUGCAGGCAAUGGGAGAAGUACUUGAUGAGUAUGGCGUCGAUACCCUCAAUACUCGUAUUCUCUGGAAGGACAACAUUAUAACCCGAAACGACCUCCAUAUGCGCGCCGUGCACCAGACACAAUUUGAAUCUUUUGAGCGCGGAGCCGAGGCAGUUGAGAAGAUGGGAACAUUCCUCGGUCGAGGGGUCUUCGUAACCGACCGGACUGAAUGGAGAAGGGAACGCGCCCUCAUUCGUCCAUUCCUCAACAAGGAGCGCAUCUCCGACUUCGACAUCUUUCAGGAGCACGCUGACCGUACGCUCUCCAUCCUCUCGUCCUCAGCCUCCGCGCACGAGCCCAUCGACAUCCAAGACCUCUUCGCGCGCUUCACACUCGACGCCGCGUCCUCCUUUCUCCUGGGCACCUCUCCUGACGCGCUGGGCAGCCCGCGUCCAGUCCCUUACAAGGCCAGUAUCGGCUCGAAGGGCGCGGCGACUGAGGGUCAACUCGGCACCUUCUUGUACUCGUUCGAGGAGAUCCAAGUUACCAUCUCACUCCGCUGGAGGCUGAACACGUUCUUCCCGCUGUAUGAGAUUAAGGGCGACCAUACCCUCCCGCAUGUGGACGUCAUCACGAAGUGGGUCAAACCCAUUGUCGAAGAGGCAUUGGCUCGGAAGCAGCGAGAGAGGGAGCAGGGCAUCGAGCGUCAGCGGGCUGAGAGGACCAUGCUAGAGAAUUUAGUCGAGAUAACUCGCGAUGAAGAAAGAGUCCGCUUUGGCCUGCAAAAUGUAUUGAUGGCUGGCCGCGACACCACUGCUGGUCUUCUGACCUUUGUAGUCUACCUACUCGCUAUGUACCCCGCAGUCGCGAAGCGUCUCCGCGAAGAGAUAUUCGACGUCUGUGGGGCGAAUGGCAACCCGACUCAUGACCUCAUCCGCAAGAUGCCCUACAUGAACGCCGUCCUCAACGAGACCCUCCGCCUCUUCCCUGGCGCACCCAUGGGUAUCCGCAACGCAAUCCACGAAGUCCUCCUUCCUACCGCAGAGGGUGAACCCCCGCUCUACCUCCCCGGCAAGGCGCGCGUCACUUGGCUGUCACUACAUCUGCACCGACGCAAGGAUCUAUGGGGUGAUGAUGCGGACGAGUUCGACCCCAACCGGUGGAUAGACCCCAAACGGCUCGCACGCGUCGAAGAGCGACCGUCCAUGUAUAUCCCUUUCCUGUCAGGGCCGCGUUCGUGUCCUGGACAGAACUUCGCGCUGAAUGAGGCAUCAUUCAUGCUCGUCCGCCUGUACCAGCGCUUCUCGGGCUUCGAGCUCGUCCCUGACGCCAUCCCGGAGGGCGCCCGUCCUCCGCCUCAGUGGAAGGAAGGAAAGGGCCGCCAGCAGAUCGAGCAGGUCUGGCCGAGCACCGCGUUCACUGCGUUCGUGAAGGGAGGGCUGUGGGUUCACCCUUUACCGUAGAUCAUUAGCUCAGGUUGAGUUACGAAGGGAUGCUGGGAGGUGAAAGUCGGAAUUGAACGGACAUCACGACGAACAGGGUCGUUUCUGCCGCGCUUCCCCUCCACCCAAUGUUACAUCUACGAACUCCGUCAUCCCUCCGUCGGUGGAAUACAUUAUGAAUAUCUUGUGUCCUCGAGCAGCGCAAGCGAAUCUUUUGAGCGUGGGCG